This is a messenger RNA of Terrapene triunguis (Three-toed box turtle), 1481 nucleotides long. RefSeq names its product neural proliferation, differentiation and control 1 (gene NPDC1). Gene Ontology annotation, cellular component: membrane. Bases 38 to 964 code for a protein of 308 amino acids. The record is from RefSeq and is a predicted model, not a curated record. NCBI's taxonomy places the organism in Eukaryota, Metazoa, Chordata, Testudines, Emydidae. The transcript has 9 exons.
GGACCCCGCUGCGAUGAGUCCCCGGCGCUGCUGAAGGAUGGUGGCGGCCCGGAGAGCGCCUGUCCCCCGGCUCGGAGCCCUCCUCUUGCCCGGGAUCGUCCUCGGAGCCUGCCUGCUGCGGCCCGGCGCCGGCAAACCAGAGGAGUCCUGUCCACGGAGCUUGGACUGCACGCUGCAGAGAAGGGAGUUCUGCCCCCCUGGUUCCCAUGCCUGCGGCCCCUGCCUCCCACAGUUUGUGGAAGAUGAACACGGAAGAUGCGUCCAGAGGAAGUGGUCCUCCACUGGGAGAACUUCUGUUCCCAACCUAGAGGAAGAAAUCGACUUCUUAGCUGACGUGCUGGCCAGGCAGGAUGCCUCUCACCUCCAUCUGCUCCAGGAUGCCACCCAGGCCCCGUCAGGGAAGCAUCCUGAAGCUGCUGGGGUGAGAGGGGAGUCCCUCAAGAGGAACAGAGCGAGCCACAGGGCUGUGACAUCUCAUCCCACCUCUGCCACCAAGACAGUGAAGAGUUCUCCGGUGGAGGUGUUCCAUGUCACUUCAAAUGACCUCCUGAUACUCGGGAUGAUCGUGGUGUUCUCUGUCGCCGGCAUCAUUGCUUUAAUCGUGGCUGCGAUCUGCUGGUGCAGGCUGCAGAAGGAAAUCAGACUAGCUCAGAAAACCGACUACCCAGCUCAGAAGCUACCCGGCCCCCUGCCAUACGACAAGGUCUCGCCCGGGGAUCAGACGCUGGCUCAGAGCGCCCAGAUGUAUCACUACCAACACCAGAAACAGCAGAUGCUCUCCAUGGAAAAGCAUAAAGAGGAGCCCAAACUGCCUGACUCGGCAUCCUCCGACGAGGAGAACGAAGACGGUGAUUUCACGGUGUACGAGUGCCCAGGGCUGGCUCCUACUGGAGAAAUGGAAGUGAAGAACCCCCUCUUUGACGACUCGACCUUACCCCCUCCGGGCCCCAAGUCACACCAGUAACCUCUCUCCCGCCCGAGCUCGCUACGGACCGGUAUGCAGAAUGCCAAAAACCGCCAGCACCUCGGCUCCUCCCGAGGGACUCCGGACGAGGCUGCCACUCAGUGCGCGGAUUCCCCGAAUCCACCGCCAGACUGUUAGACCCCGCUCAGUACACACCUGCCGACAGCUUUGGGGGGUCGCUCCUGGUUCCAGCGUCUCCUUGUUCUUUCUGUUGUGAUCUCGCUUGUUCCCUGCCCUGUGUUCCCUGUAUUCUUUCAGCUGCUGGGAGCUCUGGUUCCUCUGGAGAUCGGAGGGGGCAGCUGGUUGGCUGAGCGCUAGCGCAAGGGGUGGCAGUUUUGGGUUUGUUUUGUUUGUUACUUUGGGGGUCGGGGGAUACUAGUGGUACAGCAGGUGCAAAGGGGUCCUGGGAAGGGACCUCUAGAGGGGAUCAAGGAGUGAACAGCGAAGCAAGGGCCUUGCCUUCACUCCCCGGCACUCUGGCAAACAUCCCACCCGACCCUUGCAAACACCAGUGCUG